GACUUAAAGUUUAUAUCUUUCCUCCAUGUCAAAUUUGGCGAAACACAAGUUGAAAGAUUGAGAGAAUAGAAAUGGAAGAGUUGGUAGGUGAAAGCCUGAAAGAUUGUCAAAUACUGAAAUCUACUACUACUCCAUUUGAUAGGUUAGUCACGUGGAGCUGUUUUAUCCUCAUUCAUCUGUCAUCUCUGAUCUCACCCUUCCUUGACCAGUUGAUACCCUACCUAUAAUAAAUUGUCAACAAAUUCCUAACUACUACUUCUUAAAGUUCUAAAAUUCCAUUCAAUUCUCUAGUACUGACAAAUGACAAAAGAGUGAAAAUACUUUUUUCAUACUUGUUAGUAAUUUUGUUACUAUUAAGGAAUUGAUGAAAAGGGAAGAACUUGUUGGUGCAGGAUUGAAUAAAGAUGAAGCUGACACCUUAUUAAAGGUGGUAGAAGAUGUAUUCGAUAGAAUUACACUUACAAAUAAUGGUAGCACAGUUGCAGCUGCAGCUGCGGCGGAGGUGUGGCGGGAAAUUGUGGCGCGGAAGAUGCUGCACCCUCAUCACUCUCACGCAUUACAUCAGUUGGUCUACAACUCAGUCUACUCUCAUUGGGAUUCAUCCCUUCUUGGUCCUCCUCUUUACUGGUUUCCUUCCUUAUAUGAAUCUUAUAACACAAACUUGGGUCGUUUGAUGGAAGCUCAUGGUCCCAGGCUUUUAGGGAAGUCAUACCAGGAUCCAAUUACUAGUUUUUCCACCUUUCACAACUUCACUGUUAAGAAUCCUGAGAUAUACUGGUCCUUGGUUCUCAAGGAACUUUCUGUUUGGUUUCGUGAAGCACCAAGGCGGAUCCUUGAUGACACGGAUAGCUCGAUACCAGGAGGAACAUGGUUUCCUGGUGCACUUCUUAAUAUAUCUGAGUGUUGUUUGCUACCUACAAGUUAUCCUAGGAAAAUGGACAACAGUUUGGCUAUUGUGUGGAGAGAGGAAGGAGCUGAUGAUUUACCUGUUUGUCAAUUAACUCUGAAACAACUGCGAGAACAAGUAAUGCUGGUUGCUAAUGCUUUAGAUGCUACUUUUGCUAAGGGAGAUGUAAUUGCAAUUGAUAUGCAAAUGACCCCCAAUGCAGUGAUUAUCUAUCUGGCAAUAAUCCUGUCGGGUCGUAUUGUUGUGUCGAUUGCUGAUAGCUUUGCUGCAAAGGAAAUUGCAACUCGUUUGCGUAUUUCGAAAGCAAAGGGUAUCUUUACUCAGGAUUUUAUUGUUAGAGGAGGUCGAAGAUUCCCUUUAUAUAGUCGAGUUCUGGAAGCUGCUCCAAAUCUUGCUAUUGUGGUGCCAGCUGUGGGAGAGUCCAUAAAUAUGUCAAUUAGGAAACAAGACAUAUCAUGGAAAGAUUUUCUAACACGAGCAAGUCAGCUUACAAGACCUCAUGAAUACUCUCCAGUGUACCAAUCAGGGGAUUCAAUAACCCACAUUCUCUUCUCAUCUGGGACUACAGGGGAUCCAAAGGCAGUACCUUGGACGCAGCUAUCUCCAAUUCAAGCUGCUGCUGAUUCAUGGGCACAUAUGGAUAUUCGAGUUGGAGAUGUCAUGUGUUGGCCCACAAAUUUAGGAUGGGUGGUAGGACCUAUAUUGCUCUAUGGAUGUUUUCUGAAUGGUGCAACUCUUGCUCUUUAUAAUGGAUCACCUCUUGGGAGAGGUUUUGGAAAAUUUGUUCAGGAUGCAAGAGUGUCUAUAUUGGGAACUGUACCAAGUCUGGUGAAGACUUGGAAAAAUUCGCAUUGUAUGGAUGGCUUAGAUUGGACAAGCUUGAGAGUAUUUGCUUCUUCUGGAGAAGCCUCCAAUGUAGAUGACGACCUUUGGCUUUCCUCGAGGGCCUAUUAUAAACCAAUCAUUGAAGUUUGCGGAGGCACAGAGCUGGCAGGAAGCUAUCUUCAGGGCAGUCUGCUGCAACCUCAAGCCUUUGGGGCAUUUAGUACUCCAACAAUGUCAUCAGGAUUUGUAAUCCUUGAUGAUUGUGGCAAUCCUUAUCCAGAGGAUCAAGCAUGUGAAGGUGAAGUGGCUUUAUUUCCUCUGCGUCUUGGAGCAACAGACCGAUUAUUGAAUGCUGAUCAUGAGGAGGUUUAUUUCAAGGGAAUGCCUCUAUACAAAGGAAUGCGUCUCAGGAGACAUGGAGAUAUCGUCAAGAGAAGUGUUGGAGGGUUUUUCCUCGUACAGGGCAGGGCUGAUGAUACUAUGAAUCUUGGAGGUAUCAAGACAAGUUCUGUUGAAAUCGAGAGGGCGUGCAACCAGGCUGAUGACAGUGUGCUGGAGACUGCAGCAGUUGGUGCAGCACCAUUGCAAGGUGGUCCUGAAAUGCUGGUUCUAUUUGUAAUCCUUAAGGAAGGAACCGUUUCUGAUCCAGAAAGUCUGAGAAUGAAGUUCUCAAAAGCCAUUCAGCGUAGCCUUAACCCUCUUUUUAAGGUUAACUUGGUAAAAAUUCUGCCGGAGUUUCCAAGAACUGUCACAAACAAACUACUGAGGCGGGUAUUAAGAGAUCAGAUAAAGCAAGAGCUAUCUGUACGAAGUAGGAUAUAAAGCAACAGGCUGUACUUUGUUGGCAUUUCAGUAAGCAGCAAUGUUAGUUUCUUUAUAGAACUCAUUUGACAGUUUAUUGUACGUUGAACUAAAACUAGAAUAAAAGUAUAGCUAAAUUUGUAUCCACUCGUUUCCUAAUUGCUUUUGUCAUCCCUUGCAACUAGCAAGAUUGUAUUAUAUCUUGGCAAAUUGAAGGGUAUCCUUGCCAUCAUGAGGCUUCCUGUAGAAGCACAAAGUGUAAUCAGAGUAAAGCACCUUCUUGUACUUAGGUUUUUCACCACUCUCCUCCAAAACUUCCUCGAAAGGUUCGAUCAAGUCAGUUGGCUUGGGGUUCACAAACAAGGGAAUGGAAAUCCUGUCUUUACUUUCAUUAGCUAUCACACGGUGUUCAAUGCUUUUAUACUUGCCAUUGCUCAUGAUUUGCAGGGCAUCACCAAUGUUGAUCACAAGCGCCCCAGGGAUAGGUGGCACAUGGACCCACCUUUCUCCAUCGGGUGCUCGAACAUAGAGCCCACCAACAUCAUCCUGCAAGAGUAUGGUGAAAGUGGACACGUCAGAGUGCCGCCCUACUCCCACUGUGAGCUCAGGUUGCGAACACUUUGGAUAAUAGUUGAGAUUGAUCCUUUUGGAACCUGUAAGAAGUGACCAUCUUUUCUCAUUCGUAUCAGUUAUGUGGAGUCCCUUCAUCAAGAUUUGUGCCAGUGGCUUAAUUAAAACUUGUUGGCACUUCCUUAUGUAAUCCAGAAGUUGAUCCCUGAACAGCAAAGGUAAUUAAGUUAUUACUGAUAAUGGAGAUUAUUGAUGUACUCCUACUAUUGAAUGCAAUACCCUGCAUAAUUAUUAA
Messenger RNA from Beta vulgaris subsp. vulgaris (sugar beet), 3398 nucleotides. RefSeq names its product probable CoA ligase CCL12. The transcript has 14 exons. Lineage: Eukaryota; Viridiplantae; Streptophyta; Magnoliopsida; Caryophyllales; Amaranthaceae. The record is from RefSeq and is a predicted model, not a curated record. The coding region runs from base 365 to 2554 and encodes 729 amino acids.